Messenger RNA from Penaeus indicus, 1017 nucleotides. Its product is annotated as pupal cuticle protein 36-like. The transcript has 2 exons. NCBI's taxonomy places the organism in Eukaryota, Metazoa, Arthropoda, Malacostraca, Decapoda, Penaeidae. Bases 36 to 896 code for a protein of 286 amino acids. The record is from RefSeq and is a predicted model, not a curated record.
UGGGCGGGUAGGAUCUAGGGCGACCUCUGAGGGUGAUGAGGAGGAGAGCAGGAGAAUGGUGGAGUGAGAGGAAAUGUGGAUAUAAAAGGCGGCGCCAAGCGCGGGAAAGCAUUACUUCCGACAUGAAGCUCCUGGUCUUAUUCUCAACACUCGUGGCUACGUCAUUAGCCGCACCUCAGGGCUACAGUCUGGGUACGCCCUCAGGACCAAGUUUUGGAAUAGGAGGUUCGAACCCAGGAUAUGGCUCAGGAGGAUGCGGCCCCGGACAGGUCCUGCAUGUCGACGGCAGGUGUGUCACUCCACGCGUCAAUCGCAAAGUGUACUUAUAUGACGCGCCACCAGCACCACCAAUUCCCCACGGUCCUCCUCCUUACAUCCCUGAGCCAACCAUAGACACAAAUAUUGUGUUCAUCCGAACUCCUGAAGGAGGACAAGGACCAGAUCCCAUCGUCGUACCUCCACCACAACAGAAACACGUACUAUAUGUCCUCAACAAACAGACACAACAAGGACAGGAAGUGAUUGAAGUGCCAGCACCACCAGCAACCAGUCCUGAAGUUUACUUCGUGAACUAUGCUGAUGGCGAGAACCCAGUUCUUCCCAGCGGUGUUGAUCUCCAGAGUGCCUUGAAUGCAGCUUCCCAAGGAGGUGGUCAAGUGAUUGGUGGCGGCGGUGUCGGUGGUGGUUUCGGAGGCAGCGGAGGUGUUGGCGGUGGUUUUGGAGACGGAAUUAGCGGUGGAUUCGGAGGUGGUGUUAUUAGCGGAGGCUUUGUAAGCGGUGGCGAUAGUGGAGAAUUUAUCUCUGGUGGAAGUGGAGGUGGAUUCAUCACAGGAGGGGGUUUCGGUGGAGGCUCCAGCGUUAUUUCCACUCCAUCAAAUCUUUACACUACACCAUAGUGUUUACCAUUUGAAAAUUUCCAUCAUACUUCUAGUUAGAAUUUUAUCUAAGGAGCUUUAUAAACUGCAUAAUCAUGAAUGUUUUUUUUUGUUUUGUUGUUUAUAUACAUUUAAUAAAUAU